Penicillium subrubescens is the source of this 1593-nucleotide messenger RNA. RefSeq lists its product as uncharacterized. Gene Ontology annotation, molecular function: transmembrane transporter activity. Gene Ontology annotation, cellular component: membrane. The transcript has 6 exons. Bases 1 to 1593 code for a protein of 530 amino acids. NCBI's taxonomy places the organism in Eukaryota, Fungi, Ascomycota, Eurotiomycetes, Eurotiales, Aspergillaceae. Gene Ontology annotation, biological process: transmembrane transport. The record is from RefSeq and is a predicted model, not a curated record.
AUGUCUUCGAAUGUCGAGGUGAUUCAGGAUGAUGCGGCCCUCUUGGCUGCGCUGGGCUACAAACAGGAGCUCAAGCGCCAAUUCUCCUUUUUCUCCAUGGCCGCCAACGCGGUCAUUACCGCCAGUGCUUGGACUGCGAUGAUCGGAUCUAUCAGUACCUCAAUCUAUAAUGGUGGCGCUUCGGGGUUGCUAUACGCAUGGAUUGUCGAUAACUUCUUCUUCCUCUUUGUCGCUCUCUCCAUGGCCGAGUUGACCUCGGCCAUGCCCACCUCUGCCGGAGUCUAUCACUGGUCUGCCGCCUUGGCUGGCCCAAGGUUCGCGAAGCCCAUUGGCUUCUUGACGGGUUAUUUCAACGUUCUGGGGUAUACAUUGGGUCUUGCUUCGCUAUACUCGGUCGCUGGUCUGGAAAUCACCGGCCUGUAUCAGCUAUGGCAUCCUGAUUAUAAUAGCCAGCCAUGGCAGGUUUUUGUCGUAUUCGUGGUGCUUACCUGGUCUGCGGCGCUGUUCGUCCAGUUUGGUAACAAGAUCUUGCCCUUGUAUACCAAGGUCGGCCUCUUUGUCAAUGUGGGUGUGUGGUUCGUCGUCGUGAUUUGCAUUGCCGCACUUCCCAAAACCCACUCCACCAACUCCUUCGUCUGGAAAGAGUAUACCAACAUGACCGGCUGGCCCACAGGCGUGAGCUUCAUUCUUGGUCUUGUAGGACCGGCCUUUGCCAUUGGAACUAUUGACAGCUCCACGCAUAUGGCCGAGGAGGUCCCCAAUCCUUCCAAGAACAUUCCCAAGACUAUUCUGGUUCAAUGGUUUGGAUCAUUCUCAAUGGGCUUCAUCGUCUUGAUCGCCAUCUUCUAUUCUGCGGGCUCUCUCGAGGCUAUCUUGAACUCGGCACCCAAUUAUCCCGUCGCUAGCAUCAUGGCCCAGUCUUUCGAUAACCUUAACGCAGCCUUUGGCUGUGGCCUGAUUAUUUUCAUCGCUUCCUUGACAGGACAGGUUGGUUUCCAGAUUGUCGCUGUCAGAAGUAUCUGGGCCUUUGCGCGUGACGGUGCAUUGCCAUUCUCCAACUUUUUCUCCAAGAUUGACGAGCGCAGCGUUAUGCCUGCCCGAGCUAAUAUCCUAAUUGCCGUCGUCACCACUGCUCUCGGUGCCCUAUAUGUCGCAUCGACAACCGCCUUCAACGCCCUCGUCGCAUCCUACGCCGUUAUGUCCACCACCUCCUUCGGCUUCGCGAUUGGAGUUCACCUCUUCACUGGUCGUAAGCGAGUUGCCCCUGGAUGGUUCUACCUUGGCGACGGAUUCAUGGGCUUCUUCAUCAACGGCGUUGCCAUCGCUUAUAUCCUGGUUACCAACGUCUUCUUCUGUCUGCCCCUUAACCGGCCGCCGGUCGAUGCCAAGACGAUGAACUAUACCGCGCUGGUGUCAUAUGGAAUGGCCAUCCUGGUCGUUAUCUGGUGGUUCAUUGGUGGCAAGAAGUCAUACAAGGGUCCGAAGCUGUCUGGAGAGACUCAGGAAGCUCUCGAGGGAAUGGGAAUGGCUCCCAGGGCACAAGGAGAGCAACAUGUUGAAAGAGGCUCUGUGCGUCUGACAGAGAAGUCCUAA